GCGCGGUGCGAAGGAGCCGUGAGAAGCGGAGCGAGAAGAAAUCGAUGAGGCUUCGAAGCUUAAGGAGCGGAGACUCGUCCUGUUCGCCCGGGAAGCGCGUAUGCGUCCGCUCUGCUAGCGACCGGUCACAGAGCAGCUGUGAGAAGCUGAGCAGCGGAGUCUUUCUUUGUUACUCGACUUCUUACCUCACCUGCAGCUGUGUGUCGUCCCGUUAAACUUUCUCUUUCUCUGACACACAUUCAUUCAAAUUCAAUACUGUCCAGCAGCACCGCAGUCAGACUCGGUGUCCCUCGCCCCCCCCAGUGGCCCCGUGCGAUGCCGACCCGCACCAGUGUGACCGGAAGUGCUCAUGCCAGCAAAGUGCGCUAUUCGAAGCUGGUGGGCAGUGAUGAUGGAUACAUUGACCUGCAGUUCAAGAAGAGCCCACCUAAAGUGCCAUACAAGGCCAUUGCCCUGGCGGCGGUCCUCUUCCUCAUCGGCUCCGUGCUCAUCAUCAUCGGAGCCCUUCUCUUGACAGGGUACAUCGAAGUAUCGCACCCGGACCGCACCAUUCCUGUCCUCAUCAUUGGAAUUCUGGUCUUCCUUCCCGGGUUCUACCACUUGAGGAUUGCCUACUAUGCGUGGCGGGGUUACCAUGGUUACUCUUACGAAGACAUCCCUGACUUUGACGACUAGUUGUCGAUCAGAGCGCCGAGAUGCUGCCUGACGGUUCGGCGAAGGACACCGAAGAACGUUCUCCCUUUGGGCGGUCACUCUGCUGACUUUUGACGGAGUUCUGGUCAGAUAGGCUGAUCUUAAUUUAGAGAAACGUCUUUUUUUUAUUUUCUUUUGAACAAAGGAGAUGUUUUCAAGUCAGGAACUUGCAGCAUUGCCCGGAAACAAAUUCUUGAUUAAAUCCGUAUUAAUUACUAUUUUACAAAAAAACCGGCUACAGAAGACAUUUUAACUGGCAGUAAAUAUUAAAAAUAAACAUUUUGCUCCUGUUUUUACAUGCAGUUGUGCUUGACAGAGAAGUUUGUAGAGAAGUAGAGAACAGGACCAAGGAUGGAGGGAAGAGAAGCUGCUUUAGGAAGAGCUUCCAUCUGAACAUAACAUAACCUGCAGCACUGUGUGUGCUGCUGGCAUUUCUAAUGCCAUUAUUAAUAUUUAUAAUAAAAUUGCACUUCUCAAAU
Molecule: messenger RNA, 1172 nt
Organism: Scleropages formosus (Asian bonytongue)
Lineage: Eukaryota; Metazoa; Chordata; Actinopteri; Osteoglossiformes; Osteoglossidae
Gene: tmem230b
Product: transmembrane protein 230b
Exons: 4
Coding region: 316-675 (119 amino acids)
Biological process (GO): synaptic vesicle transport
Cellular component (GO): endomembrane system; synaptic vesicle
Source: RefSeq, a predicted model, not a curated record